ACAACUUUAUUGUUUUUGAACCGCAGACAACGACGAACAACGGUCUGGCGCUGCAGCCUUUGAAAUGGCGCUGAUGCAGUCAAACAAGCCACUAUUUACAGUUAUUCGGCUGGUUUAGGUCGCUGCGGGCUUUAGUUGUCUGGUACCGUUCGAAGCGUUGGCUCGGGCCUGUGUAUUUGGGCAUUAGGGAGUCGAUAAACAAUGAUGUGGUGAAGCAAAUUUUUUAACAAUUAACGUUGCAUAAUAAGGCCGCAGCUAACUCCAGGCUACCGUAGGGAUUACUACGGCUUUCGAGUGCUUGGCCUUCCCGCUGCUGGAUUUCGGUUAUCUGGUGAAUCCCAGCCAUCAUAAUGCAGUAGUGUGACCAGCCAGAUUUACAGUUCAUAUCAACAGAAACAUUUCUCUCUCUAUACCAUGAAUUAAGUUUUAAGUGAAAAGUAAUUCUCCCUUAAAUAAGUUUUGACAUUUUCUCAUUAAUAAUAAUUGAUUAUUAACACAAACAAUCAGUAUGGCAUCAGUGCCAGUGUACUGUCUGUGUCGUCUGCCAUAUGAUGUGACACGCUUCAUGAUCGAGUGUGACAUUUGUCAAGACUGGUUCCAUGGAAGCUGUGUUGGGGUUGAGGAAGACAAAGCAGCUGAGAUUGACCUGUACCACUGUCCUAACUGUCAGGUUACCCAUGGGCCGUCUGUCAGUAAGUUCAAAUUGCGUAAACGCCGUGGAGGGAAUAAGCAGACCGAUGGUGGUGCUGCAGCAGGACGGAAUCCAAGUCAGCCCGUUAAGACUGGCAGUUCACAGUUUGUUAGGGAGCUACGGAGCCGCACCUUCCCAAGUGCUGAUGAAGUGUUGCUAAAGCCGUCUGGAGCCCAGCUUACAGUGGAGUUUCUUGAAGAACAUUCAUUCAGUGUUCCUGUCAUGGUACUGAGACGGGAUGGGCUAGGCAUGACACUUCCUCCAUCAUCAUUCAGUGUCAGUGAUGUAGAGCACUACAUUGGAGCAGACAAAGAGAUAGAUGUGAUUGAUGUGUCACGCCAAUGUGACCUGAAGAUGCGGUUGGGGGACUUUAUUGAAUAUUACAACAGCCCCAACAGAGACAGAGUGCUCAAUGUCAUCAGCCUGGAGUUCUCUGAGACCAGGCUCUCAAACCUGGUGGAGACUCCAAAGAUUGUGAGGAAACUGUCAUGGGUGGAAAAUCUCUGGCCCGAGGAGUCUGUGUUUGAACGUCCCAAUGUGCAGAAGUACUGUCUAAUGGGAGUGAAGGAUAGCUACACAGACUUUCACAUUGACUUUGGUGGUACCUCAGUAUGGUAUCAUGUCUUGAGGGGCGAGAAAAUCUUCUACCUGAUUUCACCCACACCAGCCAACCUGGCACUUUUUGAGAGGUGGAGUUCUUCAUCAAACCAGAAUGAGAUGUUCUUUGGAGACCAGGUUGAUAUGUGUUACAAGUGCUCUGUCAAACAAGGAAACACCUUGUUCAUACCAACAGGGUGGAUUCAUGCUGUCCUGACUCCAGUGGACUGUCUGGCCUUUGGAGGAAACUUCUUGCAUAGUCUCAACAUUGACAUGCAGCUGCGAGCAUAUGAAAUAGAGAAGAGAUUAAGCACAGCAGACUUGUUCAGAUUUCCCAACUUUGAGACUGUGUGCUGGUAUGUUGGAAAGCAUCUUCUUGACACCUUCAGAGGUUUGAGAGAAAAUCGCAGACACCCUGCCACUUAUCUUGUUCAUGGGGCUAAAGCAUUGAACAAUGCGUUCCGCAGCUGGACCCGUAAAGAGGCUUUAGCAGAGCAUGAAGCGGAGAUUCCAGAAACGAUCAGCACUCAAACACUUGUGAAAGACCUGGCCAAAGAGAUUCGUCUGGUUGAGGAUAUCUUCCAGCAAAACAUUGGCCGCGCUGGACCGCAGUUUCCUGGCUCACCACUCUCUAAAGCUCCUCUGACAGCCUCUCAGAAUUCCGGACGUCCGCCUGGAAAAAAGAAAGGACCAAAGCCAAAAGAAGUAAUUGGGGGCCUUGGGCCCCCAGGAAACAAGAAUAAGAGUCAAAAGGGCACGCUUAAGGCAGAGGCUGGAGAGCUGGACCUGAUUGAGAUCCACACCAAACAUACACUCAAGAAAUUUCAACCUGGCAAGUCGAAAAGCAAGAACAAGACUGAGUUACCAUUAGAAGAAUUGGAAGGGAAGCUAAAUAAAAGCAAACUGAAACUUGUGCUAACCAAUGGAAAAAUUCAAGGUAAGAAGGGUGGCAACAGCAAUGGUGCAGGGGGUGCUGGAAACUACAGACAUCUUGCCUUGGAGGGAUCCAGUCUGUCUGACCUGGAGUCUGAGGAUGAGCUGCAGAUUGACGAAAGACCCCCUCCCCGACGCAAACCUCCAGGACCUAGCAAGAAAAAGAAACUAAGUGGUCUUCCUAGGAAGCUGCCAAGAGCCAAACCUUGCUCGGAUCCAAAUCGCAUCAGGGAGCCUGGAGAGGUCGACUUUGACAUUGAGGAGGAUUACACCACGGACGAAGAGGCACUGGCUGCCCAUGGAGUGAAGAGUGGUGCAGGGGGCAUUCUGGACUUACUAAAGGCCAGCAAGCAAGUGGCAGGCCUGGACUCUUCAGCACUGAGUGAGGAAGCCCCAGCCUCUCCUAGUACUCGUGAUGCCAUUCAGGGUAUGCUCUCCAUGGCCAAUCCCCCUUCCUCUUCCUCAUCCUCAUCCUCCUCAUCUCCCUUAUCUUUAUCUGGAGGCCUGACAGAGGGAUUAGGAGUGGUCAAGGGAAAGGGUGGCAAGGCUGUGUGGGUGACUGGAGGGGUCAAAAAGACAGGAAGUUCUGAGAAGAAACCUGUCAUCCAACGGCCUGGGAAACGGCCAAUUAAAAGACCAGCUCGUCACAUUAGUGAAGAGGACAGUCCAGAUGAGCAAGAAACUCUGGGAACGUGUUUUAAAGAUUCAGAUUAUGUUUACCCAUCUUUGGAGUCUGAUGAAGAGGACCAUGCAAAUAAGGCUAAGAUGAAGCGCAAGAAGAACUGGGAUGACACACCAUGGAGUCCUAAAGCCAGAGUGAUGCCCACUCUUCCCAAACAAGAGCGACCAGCCAGGGAAGGGGCGAGAGUUGCAUCUGUAGAAACUGGUCUCGCUGCUGCUGCUGCCAAGCUUGCACAACAAGAGCAGCAAAAACCUGCUAAAAGAAAGUAUACCAAAAAACAGCGACCUCCUGCUCCAGUAGUCACUCCUCCCCCUGCUCAGACUGAGCCAGCACCACCAUCCCCUUCACCAACCCCAGAGUCUUCAGGAGACUUCAGCCCAGAGAGCAAGAUGGAUUAUUACUCCGCUAGUCUUCUGGACCAUGAAUACACAGCGGGACCAGGACCUUUUGGUUCCGGAGGCCCUAGAGGUAGUGGAGCCAUGGCCCCUGGUGUGUUCCUCACUUCACGCCGACCUUCCCUGUCUCCGCAAAACAGCAGCUCUCUCACUGGUGGAUCCCCUGCAAGUUCAGCCAGCCAAGGAACACUGGGAGUUGGUCAAGGGAAACGUCCAAAGAAAGGACUUGCAACUGCAAAACAGAGACUUGGAAAAAUUCUGAAAAUUCACCGCAAUGGCAAACUUCUCUUGUAAGCGAUGUUGGAAACAUGGGAAUUAAGAAAAAACAUUUUGUGAUAGUAGGUCUGAAGGAAAUACAAAGAGUAAUCUAUAUUUUGUACUUUAGAUAAGUUUGUUUACUGUUCUCAUCUUAGUUGAACCUCAUUAUGUGUUGUCCAAGUAGUCGGCCCAAUCGGAAGCCUGUUUUAGCACUCCACUUUCUUACAUCUGCAUUACAUUUGCAGACACAGCUCUGAUUGUAAACAAAUCACUAAAAUCUUCUAGACACACAUUCACUGUGGUAAAACACAAAAUCACAUAUAACAGGAAAUUGUGAAGUGUUUUCAAAUGACAGGCUGACAGUAAUUUAACUAACUAGUUUGACCAGCAUAAUAAACAAAACCGAUUGUUUCUUUUGUUUAUAGAUUUUUGCUAUUUUUAGAGACUGUAUUUAUGCAAAUACAUUAUACUGUCCAUAAUAAUUGUUUUAAAGGGAAAGAAAACACAGUCAUUCAGUUGUAAUGUUAUAUUUAGCUGUUAAUUUUUACCUCAAAUUCUUGUGUGGUGUGAUAUCCACAGCAUGUCAAUCUUUACACUUAACACAAUUUUGCAAAAAGCCAGUGGUCAGCACCCUGUAUGAAGAUGUAUUUAUGCUUCAAAUUUGUGUUAUAUUACUCAUUUUCAUUCAUACAAUGAAGUGUUAUACAUCAAAUAGGAAGCUGUAAACAAAUGCCAAGAGUAACAUACAUUUUUAUUUAUCAUAUUUAUUUAUCAAGACAACGCUUUGCAAUUGUUAAAUCAGUUUUAAUGUAGUAUGUUUUUAUCACCUCAUCUUUUUGGUCCCUACUUGAUUAUUUUCAAGGGUUAGGGUUAACCCUAACCCUAACCCUCAACACAUGCUAAAAAAAAAUUUUCUUUGGCUUUAUUAUAGUUUUUUUUUUUUUUUACAGUUUAAGUUGACAGUGUAAAUAUUUGUAAAAUGUGUAAUUUAUAUAGCUACAUUGGAAAAGCAGAAAAAAAUAGUAUCCUGCAGGAUCCCAUAGUCCAUUGGGACAGAUAUAGACAUGUGCUUGCUUUCCACAAAAUGUACUAGUGAAAAAAUGUUAACACAAAAUGUAGAUUUAAUUGUGUGAAAAUUUGUGAAGUUGCAGAACAUGAAUUUCUAUGUAAAUAUAUGUUGUAAUUUAAGUUUUUUUAUAGUUCAAACACUUUGAAAACUUUCUUAACAUAACUUGUACAUGAUACAUUUCUGUAUUUGGAAAAUAUCUUCAAUAGUUCUUUUUUAUAUUUGUAUGCGGUAAUUGUCAUGCUUGGUGUGUCAUGUCUUGUUAGCAUUAUAUUGCAAGUGUGCUGGAAAAAAAUGCCCUUGUUCAAUAACAUCAAUUUAGUUUUAUAUUAAUUAUUGUUGAUAUUCACUCUUGUGUUUUUGUGUGUAUUGUGUUUCAAACAUGAUGUGUUUAAAUACAACCUGGAAAGAUAAAAUAUACCUUGGGCAAAA
Molecule: messenger RNA, 5054 nt
Organism: Solea senegalensis (Senegalese sole)
Lineage: Eukaryota; Metazoa; Chordata; Actinopteri; Pleuronectiformes; Soleidae
Gene: phf8
Product: PHD finger protein 8
Exons: 22
Coding region: 509-3592 (1027 amino acids)
Biological process (GO): regulation of transcription by RNA polymerase II; protein demethylation
Molecular function (GO): transcription coregulator activity; histone demethylase activity
Source: RefSeq, a predicted model, not a curated record